ACGCUGUGUCUCUGUGUGUCCCACAGCGGCUCUCAGCAGUCAGUAUGACGGAGGAGGAGGCCCCGGGGCCCGCUGAGCUCCUCUCGGCCGAGGACUACGCCGCCGAGGCCAUGGCUGCAGACAUGGACCCCUGGAUCGUGUUCGACGCCUGUAAGACGCCCCGAGCGGAGUUCAGCAGCUGGCUGGAGUCCAACAGGCCGUCGCAGGUGAGCCGCUGUGGGGCCAAGGGCCCGGUGGGCUGGAUCGCGGUCCGAGGGCCGCAGUACUGGAAGGACACCGGAGAUGUGGAGGGUCUGCAGGACAGCUGGGAGACACUGCUGGAGAGCGGCCGCAGCAUCAGCUUCCACACCAUCAGAGAGCUGGCGCUCAAUCACAGCGUGCUCUACGGGAAGUGGCUGAUGCACCUGGACACGGGCUUCAAGGUGGACCGCGCCUGGGAGAGCAUCGCCAGAGCCGUGCUCGACGCCAAGAUCGACUCCGCCAAAGUGAGUCCCAGAGACCCGCGCUCCGACCCCAGGCACGUCAUCUGCGUCUACAACCAGAACUUCACAGACGAGGAGCAGGUGAUGCGUCUGGACUCUGUCAUCCGCGCCGCUGGUGUCAAGUGUGUCAUGUACUACAAACCUGACGUCUACACGCACCUGGGCAUCUACCGCAACAACCGCUGGAAGAUCUGCCCCACCAUCUACGAGAGCAUGUUCGACCUGGAGAGCGUCCCUCGCCGCUCACACAUCAUCAACAAGGUCACCAACCAGGAGGUGACGUGAAGCCGCUGCGCUCCCGGCCGAACACCUCUCUGUUUUACUUUAGUUUGGAACUGCACUUUUGUCUUGUAGAAACGUUCUGUUGAGUUAGUGAUGUCAGUGACGGAGAAACUGCAUGUCAACGUGUGUACAUACAGCCAAAAUGUUGAAGGGCUUGAGAUAUUUGAGUUAUUCUUUUAAAACAUCUUUUAUAUUCAACAAGGUUGGUUUUGUUCAUCUGUUCAUUUUGCCAAAUAAAUCCAGGAGAUUUCAAACGGUGA
Messenger RNA from Carassius carassius (crucian carp), 1024 nucleotides. RefSeq names its product chromosome 2 C11orf68 homolog (gene c2h11orf68). The record is from RefSeq and is a predicted model, not a curated record. The transcript has a single exon. The coding region runs from base 45 to 767 and encodes 240 amino acids. Lineage: Eukaryota; Metazoa; Chordata; Actinopteri; Cypriniformes; Cyprinidae.